AUGGAAGCCGGAUUGGUCCCUUUAAUCGACGAUCCUAUGGCCAUCGCGGUCCUGGUAUCGAUCACGAACCGGGGGGAAUUCGAUUUCAUUUGUCCUCGAUCAUUAACUGGUGACUUGCGAGACGUCUCGCUUGCUCUCCAUCACGAUGACGGUCAUCAACUGACAGUGAACUACAUAUCCUCACGACCCUUCCGUGUGAGCAACCUAUACAACGGCUCUUUCGAUGAUGAACCAUCUACCUUCGAGGACCAGUUCAACAACCGAGCAGGCCACAAUAGGAAGAGUCAUACGUGUAGAGGCUACAGGCGAAAGCCAACAAAUGUUCUCCUGCAAGUUGUUCGCUUCUGGACCUCACUGGGAUGUGGUAUGCGUCGACCCAGAAUACAGAACGUUGAAGUUCUCAGUGUGCAAGCAGCCCGUUUGCUAUGGCCGAUCUUUGGUGACGACGUCCGCACCCUGUCCGCAAAAGUACGUUCGGAACAGACAGUGCGCUUUAAGGGUGCUUGA
Molecule: messenger RNA, 507 nt
Organism: Laetiporus sulphureus 93-53
Lineage: Eukaryota; Fungi; Basidiomycota; Agaricomycetes; Polyporales; Laetiporaceae
Exons: 5
Coding region: 1-507 (168 amino acids)
Source: RefSeq, a predicted model, not a curated record